Molecule: messenger RNA, 1426 nt
Organism: Pogonomyrmex barbatus (red harvester ant)
Lineage: Eukaryota; Metazoa; Arthropoda; Insecta; Hymenoptera; Formicidae
Gene: RpL4
Product: ribosomal protein L4
Biological process (GO): translation
Cellular component (GO): ribosome
Molecular function (GO): structural constituent of ribosome
Source: RefSeq, a predicted model, not a curated record
ACUCUAUUGAUUCCUUUCUAUCUAUGAUCAAACAGGUCGUGCAAACGUGGUCUGGUUAGUUCACAUCUAAUGCAUAAAAAAUAAUACGAAGAAUACAAAAUGUCGUUAUCAACGGCGCGACCACUCAUUACGGUGUAUACUGACAAGAAUGAAGCAUCAGGUGAUGUGAUUUCCCUGCCAUCUGUCUUCAAGGCACCGAUACGACCUGAUAUUGUAAAUGUCGUUCAUCAAUUAAUUUCUACUAAUAGAAGACAACCUUAUUGUGUUUCUAAAGAAGCUGGUCAUCAAACUUCGGCGGAAUCAUGGGGUACCGGACGUGCUGUGGCUCGUAUACCUCGUGUACGUGGUGGUGGUACUCAUCGUUCUGGUCAAGGUGCCUUCGGUAAUAUGUGCCGUGGUGGACGUAUGUUUGCACCUACCAAGUCAUGGCGACGCUGGCAUCAUCGUGUCAACGUUAACCAGAAACGUUACGCUCUUGUUUCUGCCAUUGCUGCUUCUGGUGUCCCUGCACUUGUGCAGUCUAAAGGACAUUUAAUUCAGGAAGUUCCGGAAUUUCCGCUGGUCGUUUCCAAUAAAAUCCAAGAAUACACGAAAACUAAACAGGCUGUUAUUUUCUUGAGACGCAUCAAGGCCUGGAAUGAUAUCCAAAAAGUAUACAAGUCUCAACGUUUUCGUGCUGGUAAAGGUAAAAUGCGUAAUCGCCGACGUAUUCAGCGACGUGGACCUUUGAUUGUAUAUGGUCAUGAUCAAGGCAUUCGUAAAGCAUUUCGCAACAUCCCUGGCGUCUCUCUGAUGAAUAUCAAUAAAAUGAAUUUACUGAAAUUGGCACCCGGCGGUCAUGUCGGACGUUUCGUAAUAUGGACAAAGUCUGCUUUUGAACAAUUGGACGCUCUUUAUGGAACCUGGCGUAAAGAGUCUCAACUAAAAAAGGGGUAUAAUUUGCCAUUCCCUAAAAUGGCUAAUACGGAUCUGUCCAGACUCUUAAAGUCUGAGGAAAUCCGUAAGGUCUUGAGAGCUCCAAGGAAGAAAGUGGUACGUAGAGUGAAAAAAUUGAACCCCUUGACCAAUACGCGGGCUAUGUUGCGUCUCAAUCCCUAUGCUGCGGUCUUGAAACGUGCUGCUGUUCUCACUGCACAGAAGCGCCAACGCGAGAAAGAUGUUCUUCUUGCUGAAAAACGAGGUGUAAAAUUGCCGAAGAAAACAUCAAAAGCCAUCGGUCUUCUGGCAAGGAGGAAAGAGCAAUUGACUAAAUAUAAGAAGACUACAAAGAAAACUAUGGUGCAAACUAAAGCUGAAAAGGAUACUGGAAAAACUGCUUCCAAGCAGCAAGCUAAAAAGUAAACAAGCAUUAAUAUCAUCAACAUUAUUGUUUACUCAUAAUUUUUAUCUCUGUCUUUAAAUAAAAGAUGGAAAUAAUUUUCAAGUA